AUGUGUGAUUUUUAUCAACAAGCAGCAGAUGUAAUUGAACAAUUAAUUCAAAAGAAAGGAUCAAUUAAAGGAUUGACAUAUAAUAGAAAUGUGAAUGUUAAAACUUCAAAGACAUGUUAUGCAUUAGUUUGUGAAACAUUGAAAUAUAAGGGUGUAAUUGAUCAAAUUAUUGAAUUAACAGCAGGAUUAGAAAAAGAAUUUAAAAAGAAUAAAACUAUAAAGUAUAGUUUAUUAGUUGUAAUGAUUUAUGAACUUUUAUUUAGUGCAAAUGGAAAGAUUAAAGGCGGUGGACAGGCAAAGAAGCUACUAUCGCAUUACCAAGCACCAAUUAAUAGUGCGUUAGCAAGAAUGAAAAUUCAAAAAAAGGUAUCGGAAAAUAUUGAUUUACUACCCGACAAUAUCAGAUACCCAAUUACAUUGCCACGUUAUGUUAGAGUUAAUACAUUAUUCAAUGAUUGUGAUGAAAAUUGUAUUAAAAAUGUAAUUGAGCAUUUUGUAAAUGUUGAAGGAUUUGAACUAUUAUCAAAACCACCAAAAUUGCAAACUAAAUCAAUUACAAUAAAAAAAGAAAAUGGCACAGUUGAACAACAACAACAAACUACAAUUAUAUUGGGUGAAAAAGAAUUUUAUCAAGAUUUAGAUUUUCCAGAGAUUUUAAUAUUUCAUCAUGCUGUGGAUUUACAUGAUCAUAAAAUGUUGCUAAAUGGUCAAAUUAUACUUCAAGAUAAAGCAUCUUGUUUACCAUCUUUUAUUUUAUCACCACCACCUGGUUCGGUUUGUAUUGAUUCUUGUUCUGCACCUGGUAAUAAAACUUCAUUAUUAUCUGCACAAAUGAAAAAUACUGGAAAAAUUUUCGCAAUUGAAAAAGAUACAAAACGUUGUGGUACUUUAAUUAAAUUAACAAAAAGAUCACUUUGUAAAAAUAUUGAAACAAUUAAUGAUAGUUUUUUAAAUUUAAAACAUGAUGAUCCAAAAUUUAAAGAUGUUGAAUAUAUUUUAUGUGAUCCAUCAUGUUCAGGAUCUGGUAUCGUAAAUCGUUUGGAUUAUUUAUUACCAACAAAAUAUUCGACAGAUGAAAUCGUAACAGAUGAAAAUGAUGAAGAUUUAGAUGAAAUUUUAAACCAACAAAAUCAAUCAACAAAAUUACCUGAAAAAGAAAAAGAAAAAUCAAUAUUAAAUAAAAAAGAAUUAAAAAAAGAAAAAAAGAGAAAAUUAAAAGAAAUGAAACAAGGUGGUAAAAAACAACAAAAAGAUAAUAAUAAUAAAUUACCAUUAGUACCACCAAUUAAAACAAAAGAAGAAAUUGAAGAACAAGAAAGAAUUGAAGAAGAGAAACGUGUUAAAUUAUUAGCAGAUUUUCAAUUAUCAAUUAUUCAACAUUCAUUUGCAUUUCCAAAUGUUAAAAAAGUUAUUUAUUCAACUUGUUCAACUCAUCAAGUUGAAAAUGAAGAUGUUGUAAAACGUGCAAUCGAUGAAUUAAAUAAAGAUGGUGAAAAGUGGAAAGUAGUUAAAAUUUUACCACAUUGGACUAAUAGUAGAGGUUUACCAAUUUAUAAAAAUAGUGAUUAUUCAAUUCGUAUGACACCUUCAAAAGAUUUUACAAUUGGUUUUUUCGUUGCUUUAUUUGAAAAAAUUAUUAAUAAUAAUUCUGAAAAUAAUAAUAAUAAUAAUAAUAAUAAUAAUAAUAAUAAUAAUAAUAAUAAUAAUAAUAAUAAUAAUAAUAAUAAUAAUAAUAAUAAUAAUAAUAAUAAUAAUAAUAAUAAUAAUAAUAAUAAUAAUAAUUCUGAAAAUAAUAAAUUAAAUAUCAAAAAUGAAAAUGAAGCACCAAAAAUUAUUCAAUCUGAUAAAAUUCAUAUAAAACCUGGAAAUAAUAAAAAUAAUAAUAGUAAUAAUAAAAAUAAUAAUAAUAAUAAUAAUAAAAAUAAUAAGGAUAAAAAUAAUAAUAAUAAUAAGGAUAAAAAUAAAAUAAAUAUAAAAAAUCAAAAUAUAAAAUUAGAAGAAUCAGAUCAAAAACAUCCAAAAAAGAAAUUAAAAUUAAAAUAA
Molecule: messenger RNA, 2043 nt
Organism: Dictyostelium discoideum AX4
Lineage: Eukaryota; Evosea; Eumycetozoa; Dictyosteliales; Dictyosteliaceae
Product: NOL1/NOP2/Sun family protein
Exons: 2
Coding region: 1-2043 (680 amino acids)
Molecular function (GO): methyltransferase activity; RNA binding; RNA methyltransferase activity
Source: RefSeq, a predicted model, not a curated record